AGAGAAGGCUAUCGAGAACGCAGGGAGUGGGACAGCAGGAAGCGGAGGAGGAGGGGGAGGUGGAGGGAUGGAGCAGGCGACCAUGCCGAAUGAGGGGGAGGGAGGGAGGGAGGGGGGGGUACGGAGGGGAGGGCGGGGAGAGGAAGCAGAGCGGCAUUAGAUUAAAUGAGGUGAGAGUAAUUCAGGCAUUAAUCAAGCCGGGGCAAAAGGGAGGGUGUACUUUUUCUUUUUUCCUUUUUUUUCCUACACCGACCCCUCCCCCCCACCUCCUCUUCUUCUUCCUCCUCCUCCUCCACCCCCCCCCCCCCCCACUGCCCGCCCUCCACAUCCACCCCCCCCCCACACCCCCCAUCGUCCCUUUGCUCCGCUGUGCUGGAGAGAGCGAGAGACAAGGUGUGAAUGAGGGGAAGCCUGCGUUGGAGGCUUGCACAAGCAGGGUCACAGCAUCUGAAACAUGGCCGCGUCCAGCACCAAUGUCCAGUCUGCAGCCGACCAGAAUGGAGCGGUUCCGGGGGAACCGGCAAAGCAGGAUGAGAACUCGCGGCGAGGGAACUGGGGGAACCAGAUUGAGUUCAUCCUCACCAGCGUGGGCUACGCCGUGGGCCUGGGCAACGUCUGGCGCUUCCCUUACCUCUGCUACCGCAAUGGAGGAGGUGCCUUCAUGCUGCCCUACUUCAUCAUGCUGGUGUUCUGUGGCAUCCCUCUCUUCUUCCUGGAGCUCUCCUUCGGACAGUUUGCCAGCCAGGGCUGCCUGGGGGUCUGGAAGAUCAGCCCCAUGUUUAAAGGCGUGGGCUACGGCAUGAUGGUGGUGUCCACCUACAUCGGCAUCUACUACAACGUGGUGAUCUGCAUCGCCUUCUACUACUUCUUCAUGUCCAUGACGGACGUGCUGCCGUGGACGUACUGCAACAACCCCUGGAACACGCCCGCCUGCGUGGGCGUGAUGGACGCCGCCAACCGCACCUUCGCCAACGCCACCAGUGGGCUGGCAGCCGUCGCCGUGGAGGGGGUCGCCGCGGUGGUCAACCGCACCAAGCGUACCAGCCCCAGCGAGGAAUACUGGAAACACUAUGUGCUGAACAUCUCAGAUGACAUCGGUAACUUCGGGGAGGUGCGUCUGCCCAUCCUGGGCUGCCUGGCCCUGUCCUGGGUGGUGGUCUUCCUCUGCCUCAUCAAGGGGGUCAAGUCCUCCGGCAAGGUGGUUUACUUCACAGCCACCUUCCCCUACCUUGUCCUCACCAUCCUCUUCAUCAGAGGAGUGACGCUGGAUGGAGCCAUCAACGGCAUCAAGUACUACCUCACCCCCCAGUGGGAGAAGGUGCUGGACGCCAAGGUGUGGGGGGAUGCUGCGUCUCAGAUCUUCUACUCUCUGGGCUGCGCCUGGGGAGGCCUGAUCACCAUGGCGUCGUACAACAAGUUCCACAACAACUGUUUCAGGGACAGCAUCAUCAUCAGCAUCACCAACUGCGCCACCAGCGUGUACGCCGGCUUCGUCAUCUUCUCCAUCCUGGGCUUCAUGGCGCACACGCUGAACGUGCCCGUGUCCGAGGUGGCGGACCACGGCCCCGGGCUGGCCUUCGUGGCCUACCCAGAAGCCCUCACCCUGCUGCCUGUCUCGCCCCUCUGGUCCAUGCUGUUCUUCUUCAUGCUCAUCCUACUGGGACUGGGAACCCAGUUCUGCCUGCUGGAGACGCUGACGACGGCCAUCGUUGACGAGAUCGGGACAGACUGGAUCAUCAAGAACAAACCCAUUGUCACCCUUGGCGUGGCCAUCAUAGGGUUCUGUCUGGGAGUUCCUCUGACCACACAGGCCGGAAUCUACUGGCUGCUGCUUAUGGACAACUUCGCUGCUAGCUUCUCCCUGGUCCUCAUCUCCUGCAUCAUGUGCAUCUGUGUCAUGUACAUCUACGGCCACAGGAACUACUUCAAAGAUGUGGAGAUGAUGCUGGGAUUCCCCCCACCGCUCUUCUUCAGGAUCUGCUGGAGAUUCAUCUCCCCCCUCAUCAUCUCAUUCAUCCUCAUCUUCACGGUGAUCCAGUACAAGCCCAUCACCUACAACGACUAUGUGUACCCCGGCUGGUCCCUGGGCAUCGGCUUCUGCAUGGCCAUGUCCUCAGUGAUCUGCAUACCCAUCUACGCUCUCUACAGGAUCUCCAGGUCUCCCGGGGCCACCUUCAGAGAGCGGUUAAGGAACGCGUGCAAGGCGGACCCCAAGUGGGGCCCCGCCCUGAGGGAGCACCGGGUCGGCCGCUACGCCCCCAUGGUGUCCGGAGCCGAGGACGGCCUGGAGGUGCUGCCCCUCAAGGAGAAGGAGGAGACGAAGGAGAAGGAGGAGCUGAAGGAGGAGGAGGAGGCGCGGGAGAGGAAGGAGGACGUCUGUCUGACCAUCCAGCAGGGCAGCAACGGCUCCACCGCCACGCAAAACACCCCCAACCCCGCCGUGGCGUAGACGCCGCAGUACCGCCCCCCACUAAUAGAGGGCGACACACCUGUCUGCCUCCUCCUCUUCCCCCACCCUCUCGUUAUUCCUCCCCCCAUCCUAUCUCCUCAGUCCACCCACAAGCACCUCCCUCAUCCCUUACUUUCCCACAAUGCAAUGUGGGGGAGGUCCCACCCACUGGAGAUCCUUACAUAUUGUAGGGGCUUAUUAUUUCUGACCUAACCUCUUCCGUCUCUGUGUGUGAGUGUCGGAUCUAGAGCAAAUAAGGAGAAGAAACAAAACAAAAGAAUAGGAAUCACAGAUGAUUUUUUUUCGGAUAGGGAACAUAGAGGUGUUAUUGUUUGUUUUGUUUCGCAUAAUUUAAUAAUGGCGUUCAUUUUUUUUCUUUACUUUCCAUCUUUUUUACAAACACCCCCUCCCCCCAACCCAACGUCCUCGUAUGCAGAAUCGGUUUCUGAGGGUGGUACCGAUGGCCACACCCUCUCAUUCAAAUGACCAUCGAGCCCAAAUCACCAACCACUGUCCCCUGCGGGUUCAAACAGCUAGCAUAGCGGGACACACACUGUCGUGUGGUCCUCCCGUGGGGGGCAUCGCUCCGCAUGCAGACACUCAGAUGUCAAGUGAACAUCUCUUGUGGUUUAGACCGUCCUCGAGCAUGUUCUGCUGUUUACGAUCAACCAUGACGUUCUGAGGACCUGCUUUAUGAGGACACAUACACACACACACACACACACACUCACACACACACACAGCAACAAUGAUCAGAAUUGUUGUUAAAGCUAUCGUAUAAUAGAAUGACCUCAAAGUCGAGCUCCACUAAGGACAAGACCUCUUUUACUUUUAGGCCGAUCACAAGUAUUGCACAAGCACAAUGAAUGGCUUGCUAACAUUGAGGGUCCUCACAAAGCUCAAUUUCCCCAGGGAGUGUGAGGAUGGAUUGACUGUUUACUGUAAAGCUGCUACCCUUAUCGAGUCAUUACCAGGCACAGAAGCAUACGAUAAUGGUCCAUGUGCGGCAAUCUUCUGUGCCGUCUUCUUUUUUGCAUACACAAGGUCUUCUAACCUAGCACAAGAACACCCCCACACACACACACACACAUACCAUGCUCUGUUUUGAUUGGUCAUUCUUGCCGAAGCACAAGAGAACCCAAUAGAUAUUCUCAGGGUCCUACUAGCUCUCUGGUUUCAUGUCUACUACUUCCAAGGAGAUAACACUGGUGCCGCGAUUGGCUGACUCGCAUCAUAACGAAUUUUAAAGAUUCAAUAUUUCAGUAUCACGUUAUUUAAUUAAUUAAUGAAUACAUCUUGGUAUGCAUGAGCAAGCGCAUAUAUAAGCAAAAAAAACACAAAGCACGAAAUAAGUGAGACACUUUUCAGUGUGUCGCAAAAAUAAAAGGAGAAGAAAGUGCCAUCAUCAUUAUAAAGGUCUUCCGAGGCAUUUUUUUCCCGAAGGAAAUGCUGAUUUUCAGUCGUAGCAUCUCAAACUUGUUAGGCUGUAGAGGAGUUGGUCUUUAAUCUCAACAGGAGGAUUCUUCGGGGGUCCGUCCCUCAGAGACUUUCUCGUGUCUCAGCUUUCUCUCUCGCUUUCUCUGAUGAGAUGUCGCAAUUGACGCAGUUAUGGCAUGUUACCAAAACACUUGUUAAGCAUGCAUGGACAUGUAUGUAUGGGUGCCAUAGAGCGGUGCGUGGGUUAGAAAUCGCGUCCUUCGUAGCUUUGUAUGGAAUCACCGCAGUCACAGUGAAACAUUUUAAUGUAUUUAAAAAAAACAUCAUGUUUUUUUUGUGUAAUCUCUGAGCCAGUUUGUUGUGAUUCAAUGAUUUAAUUAAGAUAAGAGGGGACAGCGGUUUGUUGCCAUUUUUUUUUUUAAAGAUGCCACUUGUUUCUAAAAUGAAGUCAUAUAAACCAUUGUGAAAGCAAUAGUCAUCUUAACUGAAUGAUAGUAGUUUUAAUGUAGUUGUAUAGAGUUGUUCUAUUGAUAGACGUGUCUUAUUACCUCUUCUUAUUGUAAAGUAACAUAGUACAUAAUUCUAAAGAAGAAAACGUGUUUAUUUGGUAAAGACGCUACAGGAUCAUAAUGUAAUCUUAAUGUUUACCAUUGCUCUUCUGUUAUUGGUUCCUUGCCUCUUUGUGGGAGGCUGUGAUAGGGCAGCAGUGAAAGCCGUUGGAUAAUGAAGUAGGGCAUGUUGGUGGGAAGGGUGGGAAAGACCAUCGCGAUGGCAUCUACAGUACGUUAAACCCGGCGCCAUGACUGGACUGUCAAGCAUUUAGCAAGUGUUUGCGUUUAGAUAAAACAGCAAAGGAAGUUACACAAUUCCCUUAAUUACUCUGUUCGCAUUUUUAACACUUGUUUUACGAUAUUAUGAUAAUGCAGAUUCAACCGUUACAGUCAGAAUUCUUAAUCUCAACAUGGGUUUGAUUCUCUGGCGGAGAAGAUGCAGUUGCUCUAGCAGUCCACCAGGUGGUAUGGAUUGGGUACUCAGGUUAGCGAAGGCACAAUAGCACAAACUAAGGCUAAAUGGUCGGUGUUAGGAUGACAGGCUUGAUAACGAUAAUUAUGAUGAUGAGCACACAUUUUUUCUAACCAGGUUUUCUUUUUCAUUAUUGAAGACGAGAUUGAAUUAUAUGUACCUUUUUCUUACCUUGUUAGCACAUAUCUCAUAUUAGAUCAUAUUAUGCAUCCAUUCCACAAAUCGUGCCAAAAGAAUUACAAGAGCUAAUUUCUGUUACAUAUUUUACAUUAAAAAAAACAAUUACUCAACAGUUACUCCUCUAAAGGUGCAUUCACACCAAAAGCAAAGCGAAUAUUCUAACUUUUCUUGUGCGAGGGAUUCAGAAUCAAGGGAAAUUCAACCGUCAAAGUCAAAAUAUUUCAAUUUGAACGAACACACGAAUGAGGCGAAUUUGCGUCAUUCGCACGAGUAGGAUUUGAGUGAACCACGUUGUUUGCGCUGAAAAAUGUACAUCUAUUUGUUCCUCUGCCUUGGUUUUGUAUGUAUUCAAAGUCAAUCAAAGCCAAAAAUUUGCUUUGGUUUUGGUUGAACACACCUUUAAACAGGUUUUGUGAUGCAUCACCGUGGUCUAGUGGGCCGGCCUAACAAUAUCGACCAAUGGCAACAUCAUUGGGGCCUGAUCUACUUCCUAAGAAAGCAAUAGGUACUACCAAUAUCUCCUGAAUGAUAAUCAAACCGUUUUUACUUGAGGAAACUUGGAUAUUGCUGACGUAGGGGGAACAGUUUGCAAAGACUCUUUAUCCUUGGAAUAGAUAUCUUGUGCUAAUUCUAGCUUUCAUUUUGUCAGACCAUUUGAUCUUCCCACCUGGAUGGGAGGUUAUAGGGACCUCACCACAACCCCUAGAUGGUGAAAAGUCUUCAUUUUACUAACCUUUUUGUUUCAUCUCUCUGUCCGAACAUAAAAGGUUGCUUGAAAGGUUUCAUAAUGAGGUAGCUAAAUUAAAGCUAACUUAUUGUACACAUUAAAUAACUGAUAGGAACAGUGUAAGCCUAGACUCAAUUUGGCAUGAUGAGGGAAUCUUGUCAGUUUGCCUUGAUUUUUUUCAGACCACCUUCCAAUCAAAAUAUUUUACUCAUGUGAAUACAAUAUUCACAGUAUAUAAGAAGUGGGACAGCGCGUUGAUUCAACUGAUGGCCACCAUUCAAUUCAUGCCGGUCUUCUGUUUUAUUUCUGUAUACUGCGAGCCCUACUGCCGCCAUUUUGUGUGUCUCUAUAUCACACCCUAUGCCAUCUCCGCCAGCCCUACCACUCUUCCUGCUCUUUUGUACAGUAAUGUAAAAACAUAAUUAUAAUGAUUAUAAUCGGGCUGAUGUGUGUAGGUGUAAGGUUUAUCUUUGUUUUUAUUUUGAGGGGGGGAGGCAGGGUAGGUGUUAUCUACGGGAGGUUCUGAUCAUUGGUUUGGUUCUUCAUUGACUGCUUUGUUAUUUUCUCGUAGGUGUAAUUUAGGUAAUGUUGUGCGUAUCGUGUUUACUCCCGAGUAGUGUACUAGCGGCCGCUGCUGAGCGUGCACGUAGAACGCACACGUAGAGCGGCCGUAGUGUUAGCACGUAGCUGUCCUCAUGUUUCUAACCCGUCGAGGCUAGCCGAGUCUUUUGUCUGCUAAUGAACACAGUCUACCUUUUAAGAAAAAAAAUGUUUUGUACUAAAAGAAAAGAGAAAGAAAACGACAUACCGUAUUCUAUCGUCAAGAUUUUAAGCAUCAUUUAUGUUUUUGAACUUGUAUACAUAGAAAAGUUAAAUAGAGCAAGACGAAGCCAGCUGAUAUCAAACGUAUUGCCAUACACGAUGCUUUUGAUCCAAACUUCAAGCACUUGGGGAUUGCAGGAGGUUUUUACAGCUAGUUUGGUCAAGACGAAUGGCAUUUUAGUGGCAAAUAAAGGCCAUUCUUUUUAACAGUUCUUGAAAGCAUUUUACAAAGUGUGGUGCCAACUGACACAUAGGAUCCUCAUUGGUAUUGACAUCAAUUUUUGUUCCUCAAAUAGUUUCACAAUUUGAUGAAUCCUACCUUGUUUUCACAGUUUAAGAAGCUACAUCGUGCUAUCUUCCCAUCUUGCAGUUGGUUGACCCAAGAGCAUUACCAAUUCCGGGGUUUCAGUGAUUUAAGGAGGUGAGGUUAGAGAUGAUCUUUAGAGGUUGAAGUGUCUGAUUCCAACUUAAAAAUGUUAGUGGCUCCUUUUUGGAUUGCUUGGUCAUUGCUGGCAUGGAUAAAAUCAAUAUGUUGAUCCAAUUAGUGAGAUUGUCAAAGAUUGUGCAAUUUGAGAGGGGAGAGAUUUAUUUAGUUAUUUACUCGAAAACACAGAAACACUACUGAAGCGCUCUACCUUUCAGCCCGGAUAGAUGACUAGAAAGUAUUUUGGUUGUUGAAAUGUGCUACUGCAAGGUUUUGAGGCAUGGUGCAACUUUGAAAGAUUUUUUCAAAUAAAACUGUGAUUAUUUUGUUUUGUUUUGAUAAUUUGUUUGUGAUUUGUUGCAAUUCUCUGACAAUUGCCGAAACAACCUUGAAUUUCGUACUACUACUGCUUCUCAUACAUGCUAAAUGUCUAAUGUAAUUUAAUAUCUAUAUCUAUAUAUAGAUAUCUAUAUAUCUAUAUAUAGAUAUCUCUCUAUAUAUAUAUAUAUAUAUUCUAUCAUGUCAUGUCAAUUAUGCCUUUUUUCAGUGGUCUGAAACACAACACACUGAUGGUUGAAUACUGCUGUCAUUGCUCUGCCGAUGUGAAAACCUUCACAAGAAGAGGGGAAAUAAAAGCACAAAAGAGAACACAGCCCUGCGACAUUCUAUCAUAUCUAUCUAUCUUCAAAUCUAUCCAUCUAUCCUCUUGUCUAUCCGUCUAACAGUGUGUUCAACCUUUUAGGGCCAAAAUCCAUUGAAAUGUCUUAGUCCUGUCAGCUGUAUAUCGUAAAAUGUUCAAUUACAAAAUGGCAAAUAAAAUCUAUUUUAAAGAUCA
Gadus morhua (Atlantic cod) is the source of this 7897-nucleotide messenger RNA. It is a transcript of the gene slc6a9, whose product is annotated as solute carrier family 6 member 9. Gene Ontology annotation, molecular function: amino acid:sodium symporter activity. The record is from RefSeq and is a predicted model, not a curated record. NCBI's taxonomy places the organism in Eukaryota, Metazoa, Chordata, Actinopteri, Gadiformes, Gadidae. Bases 455 to 2449 code for a protein of 664 amino acids. Gene Ontology annotation, cellular component: plasma membrane. Gene Ontology annotation, biological process: amino acid import across plasma membrane; neurotransmitter transport; sodium ion transmembrane transport. The transcript has 13 exons.